UUGAAGGCAAAGCUCUCACAAGGUCUCAAAGCCAAAGCCUCUGUCCUGUCCGUCAAAGGUCGCCAUAGUGAAAGGAUAAAACUCUCUUUUUCCCUCUGAUUAUCGAUCGAAAGAGAGAUGGACGAUAUUAAACCAUUGAUUGAAAUUUCGAGAUCCAAAUUAAAACAAGCUUCGAUUCUAUGGGCGGAGGGUUUCAGAGAAGCUUGUUGUAUUAACAGAGUUUUCGUUCUUUGCUACAGGUCGAAGAAGCUUUUGAUUAGAACCGGACAGUGUUUCCUUUUAAAUGGAUUCAUUUUCUUAGGAAGUUUGUUUGUCUUGCAUUCGGCUGUUAUCCCAAUACUACAAUGGAUAUUGCCUGAUCAUUACACGCAGGCCGGUUGUGAAGAAAUGUCUGAAUUCCAUGGUGUCUUCAGAUUUUAUUCCUUCUUACGUGGCUUCCUCAUACAGCUGUUUUAUGUAUUUUGGUUCUAUCCCUUGUACGUCUUCAGCUUUAUUCUGAGCAAUCUCUGGUACAAUGACAUUGCUACUCAUGGUUUUGCUGCAAUGGGGAGAUCCGGGCCUUCUGUGGUGGAAUCCCCAAAACAAAAUGAUAAAUUGACCUCGGACAAUAAAGCAAAUGCAGCAAGGCCGGCUGGCCUUGGAGGGAUCAUGAUCGGAAUUGGGGAGCAGGUAUAUUCGGUGCUUCUUCUGACUUUGUUUUUCUUAGAGGUUUAUGCCACGGGAUUUAUACCCUAUAUCGGGAAGGCACUCAAUUUCAUACUUCUUUCUUGGAUGUAUGCUUAUUACUGUUUCGAGUACAAAUGGAACUUUACGGAAUGGGGUCUGGAAAAGAGACUGGACUUCUUCGAAACUAAUUGGGCGUUCUUUGCUGGUUUUGGAAGUCCUUGUGUUCUGGCAAUUUUCUUUUUCUCACCUCUUGUCGGCUACGGUCUUAUGGCCAUACUCUUCCCUCUGUUUGUUCUUACUGCAACAGGCACAGAGGCCGAGCGAGUUAUUUCCACUCGAAGAAGAGGAUUUAGUGGUGCCGAGCUGGGGAAGCUUCCGAUAUUUUAUGCAGCGGAUACUUUACUGAUGCGAGUCUUGUCCCUCUUCCCGUUGGAAUCCCAAGAACAAAUGCAAGACAAUAAAACGCUAUAACAGAUACUGUCCUACUUUCUCACAGCUUCUCAACAGGUUGUGAAUGACUGGCAGUUGGUUUAAAAUUUUCAUCCAAGAAUCUUCACGACAGCGCCAUGGCCGUUGGGAAUUCGUUUUCGUAUAAGUGUUGUGUACAUAAAAAUGCAGAAAUUAAAAGUGUAAGAGCAUAUACUGUCACUGAUUUCUGUCCCUUUACGAGAUUAUCAGAAAUGUGUGUAGUUUGGUGUUAUUAACUUAUAAAUGAAAAUGAUAAU
Molecule: messenger RNA, 1391 nt
Organism: Hibiscus syriacus
Lineage: Eukaryota; Viridiplantae; Streptophyta; Magnoliopsida; Malvales; Malvaceae
Product: protein EI24 homolog
Exons: 12
Coding region: 118-1137 (339 amino acids)
Biological process (GO): macroautophagy
Cellular component (GO): endoplasmic reticulum
Source: RefSeq, a predicted model, not a curated record